UGGUGAGCGGAAGGGGCGAUUUCUCUUCAAGAGUCCACAGUCCUUUUCGGAUGUGUUAGACCUAUGUCUAUUCCGUUCAAUUUUUUUUUAUUAUUAUAUACACAUUUCAUUUGGCAGACCCCCAAUUUCUCCCCGAAAUAAAACAACAUGGAAUCGAAGAUGGAGUAACUCCAGACUCUAUUUUACCUCUCUUGUUUUACCUCAAUUUUAAUGGACCGGAUGAUUUCCAAGUCAAACUGUGAUUCCCACAGCUUUGCAGGGGAGGUAGCUGUAUCCAGUGAGGAGGGAGGCGUAUCCAAGGGUGAAUAUGAAGUUUGCCGAACCCUUGGAAAGCCAGAGGCUGUCUUUUCUUUUGGAAAAGGCCGCCUCUAGGGAAGCCCUGUUGUGGAAGGUGUACGUGCCCAAAAAGCCAUCUCCCGGCAGUCAGGUAACGAGUGGAGGACAGAGGAGCCUCUUAAAGAAGAAGUUACAGGUAACGAGUGGAGGACAGAGGAGCCUCUUAAAGAAGAAGUUACAGGAUACAGACAUCUCCCCUGCCCAGCGUGAUGAGGCUGUGUGCUGGCUUAUUAACCUCCACAAUGACACCAAGCUAUAUCCAGAGACCCUCUCCCUAGCCAUCAGUAUUUUGGACAGGUUUUUAGGCACUAUAAAGGCCCGUCCAAAGUACCUCCGCUGCAUCGCCAUCGCCUGUUACUUCCUGGCUGCCAAAACCAGCGAAGAGGACGAGCGUGUGCCGUUGUUGCGUGACUUGGCCAGCAGCAGCAGAUGUGGCUGCUCCCCAUCAGAGAUACUGAGAAUGGAGAGGAUCAUUCUGGAUAAACUCAACUGGGACCUGCACGCUGCCACGCCGCUGGAGUUUCUACACAUUUUCCAUGCCAUGGUGCUGUCCUGCAAGCCACGGUUCAUGGUGGGUCUGUUGGGGUGUAACCCGGCGCAGCACCUGUCAGUGUUGACCCAGCAGCUGCACUACUGCCUGGCCAACAGCGCCCUGCUACAGCCCCUCUCCCGGGGAUCCAUGCUGGCGCUGGCCCUCAUCACCCUGGAGCUGGAGAAUAUCUGCCCUGACUGGCUGGCCCUCACGAUCAACCUGCUCAGGAAAACACAGAUUGACAGUUCUCAGCUGAUCCGAUGUCGAGAGCUGGUGUCACGUCACCUGUCCACACAGGAAGCUUCCCUGCCUCCCAACACUGUGUACAUCUACCAGUCCCUGCACCACAGUCUGGACCCGGACCCUUGCACCCGGGGAAGAGAGUCCGACACCAGGCUCCCAGACAGAGACCCACCGGCGCCAUCCACGGCCCCUAGGGACAGGAGCCUCUCCUGGGUCUCCUCUACCACCCUGCUCCAGGUCCAUGGACCACCCAAACCCAACCACCACUCCCACCAAGUCUCCCUGCGCUGCAAGCACUCAGCCAAGCGCAAGGUGAGAGCUUGGCUGCUUCAACAACCGGAGUGGAGGAGAUGGAGGUCGACGAAUUCUACGAGGGGAUCAAACGACUCUACAACGAAGAGAACGGGGGCGCUCCGGAAGGGACGGCGGUAACGGGGGAGGAGCCUCUAGAGGAGAGUCCUGUCCUAUUGGUCAGGAGGGAGGGCCACACCUCCCCCUGCCCCCCUCUCCAACCCGUCAGUGUCUCAUAGAGAAGAAGAGGAUGAAACCAAGGCCUUCUCUUCCUCUCUACCUGAGCUGCAAGGAAAAUAAGUCUCAGUAUUCAAUCUGUCACAUGGCAUUUAUCCACCAACCCCAGGCCUCGAUUGAGCCCAAAAAAAGUCACCAAAAAAAUAUGCUAUUUCAUAACUAUUUGUUGAGCACAAAUAUAAAAUGAUAAAAAAAAUAUAAAUAUAAUAUAAUGAUAUAAAUAUUAUCCUUCAAAAAAAUAGGUCAAAUUACUACUUCUCCCUGUGAGUCUCUGUGAUGAUAUUUCUCUACGAUCAUGUCACUUUAUUUCUGUUUUUCACCCUAACUAAUCUAAGAUUCAAUCAGUAUAUUUAUUUUCUUUACCUUCCUCUUUUCCUGAAAUAAAAAAUAAUUCCCAGCAUGUUGUCUUUAACCCCUCACAAAACAUGUCACGAUAAGAGUUUGACUGUAAAGCGUGUAGAACUAUGUUAACCUGAAGUACUGAAUGGGUUUCGUUUCACGUUUAAAAAUCUAAAUAUCCCCUUCCACAACUUUCCUGUGUUUGUCCCGUCACAGUGUGCUGUAGUAGUUUAACCAAAGAAUGAAAAAGCUACUGUCAUUAAUGACAAUGAAUAAAGUGAAUCAAUUUACCCAAAUGAAGCAAUAUGUUUUCAGAUAAGCAACUUUGUUAAAAGAGAGUUUAUCCCAAGUGGCACCCUAUACCCUACAUAGUGCACUACUUUUUAGUAGAGGCCUAUGGGGGAGAAAUAGGGUGACAUUUCAGAUGCUAUCAAGAAGAGGGUUUGAAGAUGUAGCUACCAUAAUUCACCAUAUCUUUGCUGUUCAGAAACAACUUGCUGUUUUUUUUUGUUGUUGUUUAUUGCCAAAAGGCUCUUGCUCUGGGGUGCUGGUAACUGCCGAUGUACUGCUGAGAACUUGUGGCAUCAAUAAAACAAGUGAAAUAAUC
Molecule: messenger RNA, 2585 nt
Organism: Oncorhynchus gorbuscha (pink salmon)
Lineage: Eukaryota; Metazoa; Chordata; Actinopteri; Salmoniformes; Salmonidae
Product: cyclin-I-like
Exons: 10
Coding region: 308-1543 (411 amino acids)
Biological process (GO): regulation of cyclin-dependent protein serine/threonine kinase activity; mitotic cell cycle phase transition
Cellular component (GO): nucleus; cyclin-dependent protein kinase holoenzyme complex; cytoplasm
Molecular function (GO): cyclin-dependent protein serine/threonine kinase regulator activity
Source: RefSeq, a predicted model, not a curated record